CUCUCCACCUCACACACACAGCGAGCCUUCUUUUCUAUCCACCCCACACACACACACAGCGAGCCGCCCCCCCCCCCCCCCUUAUGCUCUCCCCAAUCACACGCUUGUCUUAUACCUUAAACACAACAGUUUAUUUUUAACAGUCAGUAAAUUUUACUACCUAUGCAACAGUCUGACCUAAAAGCUUCACACGUCUUAAAUUAAAGCUCCACGCACUUAAAAUUAAAGCUUUGCGUGGCUACAAUUAAACCAGCCUUAGUUUUAGCUGCACAGAGGUUAAUUUUUAGCUGUGUAAAGCUAUUCAUUUCCUGGUUUUACCCCAAAAGUAUUUUAAUACAGUUUCUAAAGUCCUGGGUUUUCUGCUUCUGUGGGUGAGGCAGUGUGUGGUAAUAGCGGCGCCGCUGCAGCAGGGGGCGGUACAGGCCGCAGCCGAAGUCCGGGAGAAGCGUCACCUCCGCUGUGAGGCGCGUGUUUCAGUGUUUUAGCGCAGUUCCGACGCUCAUCUCUCCGCCGUUGCUGCUUCUGCUGCUUCUGAACAUCCCGCGCUGAUUAAACAUGAGUAAAGCUCAUCCUCCAGAGCUGAAGAAGUUUAUGGACAAGAAGCUGUCAUUAAAGCUUAAUGGUGGUCGGCAUGUCCAAGGUAUCCUCAGAGGAUUUGACCCCUUUAUGAAUCUGGUGGUGGAUGACUGCUUAGAAAUGUCCCCAGGGGGACAACAGAACACCAUUGGCAUGGUGGUGAUCAGAGGAAACAGUAUAAUUAUGCUGGAGGCUCUUGAGAGAGUUUGAGCAUGAAGAACUCCCAAGUCCCACAAUCCCUCACCUCAAGGAUGUGCCCCUUUUUGUUUUUGUUAGUAAACAACUGAAAACGUGUAAUAUCUUUGCAAUGUAUGAGUGAUAAGGUGUUGUUUUUAGACACCUUUAAUCUGAUUUUGUUUGUUUUUGAUAUGGUGAACCUUUUGUCAAUAAAUUAGAUAUGAAAAUAA
Astyanax mexicanus (Mexican tetra) is the source of this 983-nucleotide messenger RNA. RefSeq names its product small nuclear ribonucleoprotein polypeptide G (gene snrpg). The transcript is spliced from 4 exons. Lineage: Eukaryota; Metazoa; Chordata; Actinopteri; Characiformes; Acestrorhamphidae. Gene Ontology annotation, molecular function: RNA binding. Gene Ontology annotation, cellular component: U12-type spliceosomal complex; U4 snRNP; P granule. Gene Ontology annotation, biological process: spliceosomal snRNP assembly; mRNA splicing, via spliceosome. Bases 556 to 786 code for a protein of 76 amino acids. The record is from RefSeq and is a predicted model, not a curated record.